AUGUUUCUUCUCUCUUCUCCCGUCGGUUGCAAUUCAAGUUCUGAAUUUUCUAUCUUAGGAUUUUUCCGUCAAUUUUUUUCUCUCUCAUAUAUCUUCAUAUCCUUUCUUUCAUAUCUCUCUCUGUCUCUCUCAUAUCUUCCUCUCUCUGUCUCUCUCAUAUCUUCCUCUCUCUGUCUCUCUCAUAUCUUCCUCUCUCUGUCUCUCUCAUAUCUUCCUCUCUCUCCUUCUUCUCUCUCUCAAAAGAGUUCCCUCUCUCUCAUGAGUUCCCGAAUCUCUCAUAUCUUCCCUCUCUCUCUCCCUUCCCGUCUCUCUCAUAUCUUCCAGAUCUCUCUCUCAUAUCUUCCCGUCUCUCUCACGGAUCUUCUAUCUCUCUCAUCUCUUCCCGUCUCUCUCAUAAUUUCCGUCUCUCUCAUAUCUUCCCGUCUCUCAUAUCUUCCGUCUCUCAUUGCUUUCCCGUCUUUUCAUAUCUUCCUUCUCUCUCAUAUCUUCCUGUCUCUCUCAUAUUUCCCGUCUCUCUCAUAUCUUCCGUCUCUCUCGAUAUCUUCCCGUCUCUCAUAUCUUCCCGUCUCUCUCAUAUCUUCCCGUCUCUCUCAUAUCUUCCCGUCUCUCUCAUAUCUUCCCGUCUCUCUCAUAUCUUCCCGUCUCUCUCAUAUCUUCCCGUCUCUCUCUCUCUCUCUCACUUCCUUUCAGCGCUUGUUUGCGCCUUCUUUACGCCUUUCUUUUUGUAUUCCCGUAUUCAACUUUUAUUGUUGUUUAUUAUUAUUUCCCCUCCUUAUUCACAUCAUUGUCUUCUUCAGCGAGACGCACACGGCUUCGAAGAGCAUUAGUAACAACAGUGGCUUCAAUAACAAUUUGAGUAGUAGUAAUAAUAAUGACAGCAACAAAAAAAGAAUAGACGGCAAAGAGACGGGCCACCAAAUAACAGUGACCAAAGGAACAAAUAAAUAG
This is a messenger RNA of Acanthosepion pharaonis, 948 nucleotides long. The record is from the annotation of a GenBank genome assembly. NCBI's taxonomy places the organism in Eukaryota, Metazoa, Mollusca, Cephalopoda, Sepiida, Sepiidae.